GAGCCAAUGGACAUACGCGAGAAAGAUUUCGGUUGAAUUUCUAUGCGAUUUGCCUUCUUUCUCCUUUUCCUUUCUCAUUGGUCAGAAAAGGAGAAAAGAAAUAAAGUGCAGAUAGUUCAGUCCUAAAGUGUGGGAAAGGACGGGUCAAGAAAGAAAGAAUCUUAUAGCGUUUUUCACUGGCUGCACUAGUGCGCACUCAGUGCGCACCAGCCGCGGACAAUGUGUUUCACUGGACGUUUCGGUGCGCACGAAGACGGUGCGCGCUGUUUCACUGGGAAGUCUAGUGCCGAGUUUUUGCACUAUAGUGCGAGAAUUCGGCACGAGCUCCGAGAGACGGUGUCAGUUCAGUGCAAUAUGGCUUCGCGGGAUAAUGACGAUGUUUCAAAUUCACGAGAUGCACGAUUAGCAUUUGGACUAUUACAGUUGCUUUCUUCGUCAUCAUCCAGUAGUGAUGAAGAUGACUUAUUAAAAGAAGAUCCGCGAAAAAUUCCAAAGAUCGAAAAUUUUGUUCAAGUAGUGCAUAACCUUGCGGAUAAGGAUUUCAAAAGUCAUUUUCGCGUUGCAAGAACAACAGCUUAUAAAAUAAUAGAAGAAGAGUAAUAUUUAUUAUAUCAUUGUUGACUUUAAAAGAAAUAGUCAAAUCGGUCAAACUUUCCAUGGUUAUACAGUAGCACAAUACGCCCAAAUACGCCACAAAACUGCACUGAGAUGGCACUGAGAAUAACAGACGUGUUUAGUUGGGAAUGCAAAAAACUCGCACUUUCAGUGCACUCCGACAGUGUCGCCUGAACUCGACGAGUUUCUAGUGCGCACUUAGUUCUUGCCAGUGAAAAACGCUAU
Messenger RNA from Monomorium pharaonis (pharaoh ant), 840 nucleotides. RefSeq lists its product as uncharacterized. The record is from RefSeq and is a predicted model, not a curated record. Lineage: Eukaryota; Metazoa; Arthropoda; Insecta; Hymenoptera; Formicidae. The transcript has 2 exons. The coding region runs from base 220 to 600 and encodes 126 amino acids.